CAGCCCCUCCUUGGCUGAUCCGGACCGUAAGUUGCGGGCCUUGUCGCAGAAGGAGGGUCAGUUGGCCCAAUACAUUUCAGAGUUCCGUGCUUUGGCGCAAGAGCUCGCCUGGAAUGAUGCUGCCUACAUGAGCUUCUUCAAGGCGGGGCUCACUUGGGAUAUGCAGCUGGCGGUGGCGAGGGCACCGCCCACGGCCACCUUGGAGGAGUUGAUUACGCUGUGUCUUCGGCUGGAUGGUGUUCUCACAACUCAGCGGCAGGUCAGCCCCUCCUUGACCAAGCCGCUGGGGCCUCGGUGGCCUAUGCCGGUGGUUCCACAGGUGGCAGACAGGGAGGAGUCCUUGCAGCUGGGUUCAACUCGUCCCAAGAUCAAUGCCGCAGAGAAGGCCCGGCGGCAGCGGCUGAACCUGUGCUGGUAUUGCGGGGGGAGUGGACAUUUUUCACGAGAGUGCCCUGCAAAGAGCAAAUCGGGGCCCUGGUGAGGAGCCGGGAAGCUGCGAGAGCUGCGCUAAGGAGCCGGCGGGGGAAGGGAGCGGCCGAGUUUAGAUGGGCUCGCUAGCUCGGUCUCCUCCCCACCCCCCAGAGCCCACGACAGGGAUGUUGUUCUUCAUGCUGGUAACGUUUUGGGCCACACAGAAGGCUCCCAUCAUGGCCCAUGCUCUGUUGGACUGUGGGGCGACUAACAAUUUCAUCGAUCAUCGCUUUGUCAAGUUCCUGGGAUUACAAUCCUGGGAUUUACAACCUCCCAGGGAUGUACAAUACUUCGAUGGACACCGUUUGAAAGCGGGGCCGGUAGCUUGUUACACUGCGCCCAUACAAAUGAGAGUAGGGGGUGAUGUGGAAGACGUCUUCUUUUUGAUGACUGAGAUUCCCCACCUGGUCGUGUUGGGAAUCCCGUGGUUGGCGAAACACAACCCAGUUUGAAUUACGUUCCACUUUGUCUUUUUGUAAGGAACAUUGUAUUCUGCGGCAGAGGUGCCAGGUGCAGGAGAGUUCGGGGCAACCGUCAAAUGCGCUGCCUCGGAAGUAUCGGGAUUUUUGAGAUAUGAAGGAAGCAGAGCAGUUGCCUCCACACCAGCCUUAUGACUGCACCAUCAAUUUAGAGCCAGGCGCCCCAAUUCCGCAUGGGCGUUCGUAUUCUCUCUCUGAACCAGAGUUUGCCGCUCUCCGGGAGUUUUUGGAUACCAACCUACGCAAGGGGUUCAUCCGUCCGUCGCAGUCGCCGGCUGGGGCUCCAGUCCUGUUUGUCAAGAAGAAGUCGGGAGUUGCGGCUGUGCAAUUACUACCGUGCUUUGAACAACAUCACAAUUUUUUUCGUGUCAGGAGCAACCAGAGUUGCUUCUGGAGUGAGAGAAUUGGCCGUCUGCAAGGACGUUGCCCAGGGGACGCCCGGAUGUUUUGAUGUUUUGCCAUCCUUUUGGGAGGCUUCUCUCAUGUCCCCACAUGGAACUGAAGCUGAUAGAGGGAGCUCAUCCGUGCUCUUCCCGGGUGGGAAUCAAACCUGGCAGCCUUCAGGUCAGCAACCCAACCUUCAAGUCACAAGGCUUUUAUCCCCUAGGCCACCGGAGGCUCCAACAUCACGAUCAAGAACCAUUACGCCCUGCCGUUGAUUCCCGAGUUACUAGACCAGCUGAGGGAUGUGUGAGUCUUCACGAAGCUGGAUUUGUGGGGAGCAUACAACUUGGUCCGCACCCGGCAGGGUGACGAAUGGAAGACAGCUUUCCAGACCUGCUUCGGGAGCUUCGAAUAUCUAGUCAUGCCCUUCGGGCUCCAUCACAUUUCAACACUUCGUCAACAACGUCUUCCAUUAUUUUUUGAACCAUUUUUUGGUCGUUUAUUUGGAUGCUUUAUUAUUUUCUCCCCAGAUCAACGGGUGCAUGAUCAGCAGGUGUGCACCAUGCUCCAUGGACUCUAUGCCAAAUAGGAAAAAUGUGCUUUUGAUUUGACGGAGAUGAACUUUCUUGGAUACUGUAUUUCCACUGAACGGAUUUCCAUGGACCCCGCCAAAGUCUCAGCGGUGUUAGAAUGGAACUCCCCCAUGAACAAGAAAGAUGUUCAACGGUUCAUGGGUUUUGCCAACUACUACCGCAAGUUCAUCCUGGAUUGCAGGAACUAUCUGCGAUUCAAGAGAAAGCUCAACUUGAGCAAGCCAAGGAGGACUACAAACGGAUGGCGGAUGUGCAUUGGCAGCAAGGCCCUGAGAUCCAGGUGGGAGACCGUUUGGUUGUCUACUAAACACCUUCCCCUUCAGAGGCCUUCCCGUAAGCUUGUCGCUCGUUUUGAGGGUCCUUAUCCAGUAAUUCACCAGAUCAACCCUGUGACUUUCAAGUUAAAACUUCUGUGGGAGAUGCGGAUUCACCCUGUGUUUCAUCAGUCUUUGCUGCAUCUGGCCACGAGCGUUUGCUCGGAUGGUGGCCACGGUGCGCCGCCGCCUCCAGUGCUCUGUGAUGGGGAGGAGGAGUUCGGUGUGGCAGAAAUUCUGGACUCUUGCCAACGCCGUCGUCGGCUACAGUACUUGGUGGACUGGGUUGGGUAUGGGCCUGAAGAACGUUGUUGAGUAGAUGCGCGGGAUGUGCAUGCUCCGGAUUUAGUGGCUCAAUUUCAUCAUGUGUACCCGGCCAAGCCUCGGCCACUGGGAGGGUGGAAGGGGGGACUCGGAGGGGGAGAUAGUGUUGUGACUCAGCCUUUGUGAGACUCUGAUGAGGAUUCUGGGAUGCAGUUUCAGGAUGAUGGGAUUCAGGUUCAGGAUGAGUUUCAAGAUGACUGAUGGGAAUUAUGGGACUCAGGUGCAGAGUGUUCCUGCUGUGGGAGAUGAGGAGCAGGAAGGGUUUCCCAUGGGAAGAAAUGAUGUUGUUAAUGAUGAUGGUUUUCAGGUGCACGAGGCAGAAAACUGUGCUUUGGAUUAUAUUACAGCCCGUGUAUCCAUAUUUCUUGGCAUUUAUCGUGCUCUCUUUGGAUGUUGUUUAUUCUUUGUAAGCUUCUGGACUUAUAUCUCAAGACUAUAUUUGUACAACAGUACAAUUGUUGUACUGGAACAAUAAUUUUUGGCAGUUCUUUGUUAGAACAUUACCAAUGUCAGCUGGUUCUAACCUAGCGAUUUUACUCAAAGUGUUUAAUGCCAGUGCUAAUGCUUUUUUGCUUUUGCUUUUUGGUGUGUUUCUUUGCCAAGUACUUUUGCAUUUUUAUAUCGCCAUUUCUUCAGAUUAUAUAUAUAUGUAUAUAUAUAUGGACACUAGCUUUGUUUUUGGUGUUUGGUUUUUUCUCUUUUUGAUCCUUUUUUUAAUCACAGUUUUCCUACUUUCUAUACAAUCAAAUGUUCUCACUCUUUUGAUGUUAAUUUACUCUAUCCUAUAAGGUAAAACUUCAAUAAAAAAUAUAAAUUAAAAAAGACGAUAUUUGUAACUGACCUUUGGUGUUUUGCUUUUGGAAGGACUUUUUACUCUCUGUCUUUAAGAAAGGAAAAAGACUCAAACCUGCCGUGGAGUUUGUGUGCUAGAGCAAGGGGAAUCAAGGUCGAGGUGCGACAGAUAGAUAGACAGAUAGCUCGAUAGAUAGAUAGAUAGAACAAUAGAUACAAAGAUUAUGUUGGUGUAUUUUUGGUGUAAGGGGGAGAUGAUGAAUCAAGUGUUUUUGCUGUUGGAGGUUUGCAGCUGUGUAUACCGGACAUGUUUUCCAGCAACUUAAGUGUUAACAGCAGGCCAGCUUGAGUGAUACAACAGCCAAUAGGUCGUGACUUCCGGUCUGAGAGGACGUUCAUCAUUCUGCUGUGGAAUGUGCAGUUAUCCUGUGUGUGCUUCGGCAAGGAGAGAAGACGUGCUUUGCUUUGCUUAAGAAAGCAUGUCUUCUAUGAGCGAUGGACUGUGUAACUUGUGUUCUUUCUUCCGGAGGGACGGAAGGGGGUGAUGCUGCCCCACGGCCGGCGCUUCCUGUGGGGCCCCUCGGCCUUCUGGAGGCCCCUCUUCCGGGGCCGCCUCCUCCUGCUCACCAACACCCUCAGCUGCGGGGGGCUCCUGGCCGCCGGGGACACCCUCCGCCAGGCCUGGGAGAGGAGGAAGAGGAGCGGAAGGCAGGAGCCCCACCACCACCACAAGCAGGACCUGGCCCGCACAGCGCGCAUGUUUGCCAUCGGCUGCAGCAUGGGCCCGCUGAUGCAUUACUGGUACCUGUGGCUGGACGGGGCCUUCCCUGCGGCCGGCCUCAGCGGCAUCCGGACCGUCUUGAAGAAAGUCUUCAUCGACCAGAUCGUGGCUUCGCCGGCGCUGGGCGUCUGGUACUUCUUGGGCAUGGGGACCCUGGAAGGGCAGGCGCUGGAGCGGAGCUGGCAGGAGCUGGAGGACAACUUUUGGGAGUUUUAUAAGAUGGACUGGUGUGUCUGGCCGCCGGCCCAGUUGGUCAACUUCCUCUUCCUGCCCCCCAAGUACCGCGUGGUCUACAUGAACGUCAUCACGCUCGGAUGGGACACCUACCUCUCCUACCUGAAGCAUCGCCCCAAACAUCCGUCUCCCGGCUUGGAAGAGGAGCCCGAAGUCUGUGCCGCGGCCGAGAUCCAAACGGCCGGGUGAGAAAAACGGGCUCCGUCUCGGCGGCGGGGGCGAGCGGCUCUUCUCCUCCGUGCCCUCCGCCCACCUUCCUUGAACCCCACGGGAGCAGGUCUCUCCGGACAGCCGUCCCCUACUCGAUCCUUUGCCUUUCGGAACAAGAGACUCAACUGGUGCUGAAAUAAAUCAUGAUUAUUCUGUU
Molecule: messenger RNA, 4739 nt
Organism: Anolis carolinensis (green anole)
Lineage: Eukaryota; Metazoa; Chordata; Lepidosauria; Squamata; Anolidae
Gene: mpv17l2
Product: MPV17 mitochondrial inner membrane protein like 2
Exons: 6
Coding region: 3902-4561 (219 amino acids)
Biological process (GO): mitochondrial ribosome assembly; cellular response to reactive oxygen species
Cellular component (GO): membrane; cytoplasm; mitochondrion
Source: RefSeq, a predicted model, not a curated record